This is a messenger RNA of Fusarium pseudograminearum CS3096, 219 nucleotides long. RefSeq lists its product as uncharacterized. NCBI's taxonomy places the organism in Eukaryota, Fungi, Ascomycota, Sordariomycetes, Hypocreales, Nectriaceae. Bases 1 to 219 code for a protein of 72 amino acids. The record is from RefSeq and is a predicted model, not a curated record. The transcript has a single exon.
AUGCUCGUGCUGGCUUUGCUCAUCUUCAGGUGUUGCUAUUACAAACGCUACGACUUGGACAGGGCGAACCAGAUCGACGAAGAGCUCGCAGAAAUCCGGAGCGGUCGAGGUGGCUAUCUUCCCUGGGAAAUACAGAGAUCGCGGAUAGAUGGCGGCGAUUGGAACAUGAUCAAUCGGUACUAUCGCCGUCACCCGGAGCUCCUAGUAGAUGAAGAUUAA